Falco peregrinus (peregrine falcon) is the source of this 6896-nucleotide messenger RNA. RefSeq names its product NLR family CARD domain containing 3 (gene NLRC3). The record is from RefSeq and is a predicted model, not a curated record. Gene Ontology annotation, biological process: regulation of apoptotic process; negative regulation of canonical NF-kappaB signal transduction. NCBI's taxonomy places the organism in Eukaryota, Metazoa, Chordata, Aves, Falconiformes, Falconidae. Bases 501 to 3782 code for a protein of 1093 amino acids. Gene Ontology annotation, molecular function: protein binding. Gene Ontology annotation, cellular component: cytosol. The transcript has 19 exons.
GACCCGUGGCACAGGAAGGGGUGAGGAACAAACUGAAAGAGAGAAAAAGUCACCGGGCUGGAACUGGUGGCAGAGGGUGGCUGGGGAAGCCAGACCCACUUUCCUUGGGUGCUGCCCUGAGCAUUGCCCUGGCUGCCAGGUCCCAUCGCCUUCGCGGGUCCCCCAGGGGCAGAGGCCACCAACCAGAGGGAUUGGCUUCCGUUUUCUACCUUGAACUUGAGCAUCCAGGCGAGGAAGAAGCAAGGCUCUAGGGAUAAAGGGCUGAGCAGGGGCACAGAGGAACUGCAUCCUCCUGCCACAACGAGGAUGUGUUCUCUGCUCUUCUGCUCCCACACAGACCUUGGGAAGACAGCACAAGGCUGAGGAACAUGGAUAAAGGCUGAGGAGCCUCAACUAACACUGAGCCAGCCAGGGGACGUGGGGCUGUCCAUGGGACGGCUGUGCUGCUGCCAACACAGUGCUCCUUGCCCAGGGAUUACCCAUGUCACGGGAGGCCUCUGAUGGAAGAGGUUUGGAUCAAUCGCUACCGCAAGCAGCUGGUGAGGUCCAUCUCACCGCAGUUCCUGGAGGAGAUCAUCUGCUACCUGCGGAGGCUGGACCUCCUGACAGCAGAGGAGGCCAGCCGGGCACAGGAGGCGAGCUCCCUGCCUGAGCAGGUGAGGGCAGUGGUGGACAUCCUGGCUGGCAAGGGCAGCUAUGCCUCCCAGUCCCUGCAGACCUUCAUCGAGACCAGCAAUUCCCAGCUGUACCUUCACAUCACUGUCUAUGAACCCAUGGUGCAGAAGCACCUGGAGAGCCUCCAAAGCUACUAUGGGAAUGGCUUGGAGAUGGGUCCUCUCCAGCGACUCACAAACUUGCUGCUGGUGGAAGGCUUGACUGAUAUCCAGCAGAAGGAGCAUGACAUCCUGCAGAUUGAAGCCACCAAAGGCCUACGAGAUGUAGCCAAGAGCAUCCCUCUGGAGAAGCUCUUCCUGCCUCUCUCCAAGGUUAGCAUUCCACCUCGGAUCUCUGUCACCAUCGGAGUGGCCGGGAUUGGCAAAAGCACACUGGUGAAGCUGUUCGUCUACACCUGGGCAAAGGGGGAGAUCAACAAGGACAUCAUCUUUGUGCUGCCCCUCACCUUCCGGGAACUCAACACUUACGAGAAACUCUCUGCUGAAAGGCUCAUCUGCUUGGCAUUCCCUCACAUCACCGAGCCUAACUGCAUCUCGGCAGGAGCUGCCAGGACCCUACUGAUCCUUGACGGCUUGGAUGAGUUCAAGACACCUUUGGAUUUCUCCAACACGGUAGUGUGCACUGAUCCCAAAAAGGAGAUCCAAGUGGACAACCUGAUCACCAACAUUAUACGUGGCAACCUGCUGCAGGAGGCUUCUGUCUGGGUCACGUCACGGCCGACAGCAGCCAGCCAAAUCCCUGGCGGGCUUGUUGACCGGAUGACGGAAAUACGAGGUUUUGGAGCUGCAGAGAUGAAGGACUUCUUGGACCAGAUGUUCCUUGACAAUAGAGACCUAUCCAGCCAAGUCCUGCAUCACAUCAGGGCUAACAGGUCGUUACAUGUCCUGUGCACUGUUCCUGGCUUUUGCUGGAUUUCUGGCUCCUCAAUUGGUUAUUACCUAAAAAAUAGUACCAAUAAAUCCCAAGAAACAACUGUCGUCCCCAAGACCCUAUCAGAAAUCUACUGCUAUUAUUUUAAAAUGGCCCUGAGCAGUGAGUGGCCAGAAAAGCCAAGAGAAACUCUAAGGAUCGAGCAGGCUGUGAACAACAGCAAGAAGAUAGUGGGCAGCCUGGGCAGACUGGCUUUCUACGGGCUGCUCAAAAAGAGAUAUGUAUUUUAUGAGCAGGACAUGAAGGCAUAUGGCAUUGACCUUGCUUUGCUGCAGAGCAGCUUGUGCAGUCGACUCCUACUCAAAGAAGAGAUGCAGUCCUUCACAGCCUACUACUUCUCCCACUUAACCCUACAGGAGUUUCUAGCAGCUAUUUAUUAUUACACGGCUGCCAAGCGGGCAAUAUUUGACCUCUUCACGGAGAGCGGGAUGUCCUGGCCCAAGCUGGGUUUCCUCAACCACUUCAAGAGCGCUGUUCAGAGGUCACUGCAGGCAGAGGACAGGCAGCUGGACAUCUUUGUGCGUUUUCUCUCUGGGCUUCUCUCCCCACAGGUGAACAAGCUGCUCUCUGGGUGGCUUCUGGUGAAGGAUGAGCACAACAGCUUCAGGAGCCAAGCGAUCAGCUUCCUCCAGGGCUGCCUGAACACUGACUAUGUCAUCUCCUCACGGACAGUCAACACUAUGCACUGCCUGCAUGAAAUUCAGCAUACAGAGAUCGCUAAGACUGUGGAAGAAGCAAUGAAGAAUGAGAGCUUGGCUGGGAUGCUCAGCCCCAUGAACUGCUCUGCCCUGGCUUAUCUCCUGCAGGUCUCUGAUGUCUGUGUGGAGGAGACGAACCUCUCCAACUGCCUCACCUACAACGUCUGUAAGAGCCUGCUCUCCCAGCUCCUCUUCUGCCACAGCCUCAGGCUGGACAAUAACCAGUUUAAGGACAACGUGAUGGAGCUUCUGGGCAGCGUGCUGAGUGUGAAGGACUGCCAGAUCCAGAAGCUCAGCUUGGCAGAAAAUCAGAUCAGCAACAAGGGAGCCAAGGCUCUGGCCAGGUCACUGCUGGUGAACAGGAGCCUGACAGCACUGGACCUUCGGAGCAACGCCAUCGGCCCCACUGGAGCAAAAGCACUGGCUGACGCGCUGAAAAAAAAUCAAGUCCUGCUCUCUCUGAACCUGCAGCACAACACCAUCAAGGAGGAUGGUGCCACCUUCCUGGCCGAGGCCCUGCUGACCAACCACAGGCUGACAACCCUACACCUGCAGAAAAACGCCAUCGGAGCCCACGGUGCCAGGAAAAUAGCAGAGGCACUGAAACAGAACUGCAGCCUGAAGGAGCUGACACUCUCCAGCAACUCAGUAGGAGACAACGGCUCAGUUGCCUUGGCUGAAGCUCUGAAGGUGAACCACAGUCUGCAAAGCCUCGAUCUCCAGAGCAACUCCAUCAGCAGCGCUGGGGUCACUGCGCUGACAGCAGCUCUCUGCUCCAACAAGGGACUCGUCAACCUCAACCUGCGGGAGAAUUCCAUCAGCAAGGAGGGGGGCCCUGCCAUCGCCCGCGCCCUGCGGACCAACGGCAGCCUCAGGAAGCUGGACUUAGCAGCGAACCUGCUGUACGAUGAAGGCGUCAAGGCCAUCGCUUUAGCGAUGAAGGAGAACCGCGCGCUCACGUCCCUCCACUUGCAGUGGAACUUCAUCCAGGCAAAAGCUGCCACGGCCCUGGCACAAGCACUACAGUCCAACGGCAGCCUGGUCAGCCUCGACUUGCAGGAGAAUGCCAUUGGAGAUGAGGGAAUGACUGCCCUCGCUGCCGCGCUGAAGGUCAACACAACCCUGGCAGAUCUCCACCUGCAGGUGGCUUCAGUUGGUGCAGCUGGUGCCAAAGCCCUGGCAGAAGCCUUGAUGGUCAACAAGAGCCUGCAGAUCCUGGACUUGCGAGGAAACUCCAUCGGCGUGGCCGGGGCCAAGGCAAUGGCCAACGCGCUGAAGGUGAACCGCAGCCUCCACUGGCUCAACCUGCAGGAGAACUCCCUGGGCAUGGACGGAGCCAUCUGCAUCGCCACCGCUCUGAAGGGCAACCACGGCCUCACGUACGUGAACCUGCAGGGGAAUCGCAUCGGCCAGUCGGGAGCCAAGAUGAUCUCUGACGCUAUCCGGACAAGCUCACCCGACUGUGUUGUGGAUGUGUGAGGGUGCCUGGCUGCCGUGAGAGGUGGCCCAGUGGGUCCCUCUGGCCAGCGUGCCUCCGCAGGGAGCUGCUUGGCCUGCUGCCCGCCCGUCUCGGGGAGGAGAACCAGGGCAGGGAGGGCUCCUGAGCUCCCUGGCACAGCCCAGGAGGACCUAGGGCCUCCAGAGCAGCAGUGCAGGGGGGUCAGAACUCGCCAGUGUUGAAAGGUGGGGGACGUACACCCAUCUCCCUCUACAUUCAGGCCCUGGGGGAGCUUUGAGGAAUGGGUGACAUGCAAAAAGGAGGGAGGAGGGGGCAGAUCCCACGUGCCAGCCCUCCUCAUUUGUGUGGGUGACGUUUACCUGCUGCAGCCAGUGGCAGCAACCCCUCCUGUGAUCUCCGUGGGGUUACAGACCCUCAGACCCUGCCCCAGACCAGGCACAUCACAACCACCCCGGGGCUCUGCUCCCAGUGCCAGCUCUUCUCCAUCUUCUUCUGGCAGGGAUCCCAGGUGAAACAGGGGCAGGGUUCCCAGCCGCCCCUUCUCACCUGGCUGAACACAGCGGCGUCCCGCAGGCUCCCCUGGAAGUCCCAGAGAGAGGCGGAGGGUUGCUGUUGUGCUUUGGAGCUGGGCGCACCAGAGCAGGGUCCCCAGCAGCGAGUGCAGCCUGUGCUGUUUGCCAUCCCUCAGCAACAGGUCGGUGCUGCCCAGCGUGCCUGAAGUGUUUGGCAGUGCUGUUCCCGAUCGGAGACGGGCAGCCCCAGGCAUAGGGGUGGAACCAUCUAGAAAGACCUUGGAAAAUGAAGAGCUCUCAGGCUGAUGGGAGGAGGAGUGUAAGAGGAUGGGCCGCUGUCAGCACACACGUGUGGGUACCACACGGGGAUGGCCUUAUCAUGGAGUUCUGCCUCGACUUCUUGGGGCUCCUGCUCUUGUCAUCGGUGACGAGUUGUGUGACCUUGGGACACGUCUUCCCCAUGUCCCAGCUGCAGGCAGGGGCUGGCCCUAGCAGGUCACCUUUUGGGCAGGUGGCUGCUGAACGCAGAGGUGCCAGGUGCUGCCUUUGUGCGCAUGACAGUGACCCAGUGACUCUCUAAGAAGGUUUGCAGGUGGACCAGUAGCCAAUCCAUGUGCCGCACGCCCCCCUGGCUCUCUCCAGCCACCGCCCCCUUGCCCCCCCCUCCACCCCAGCCAGAGCCCGCACCGAUGCGCUGCUGUCCCAGGGCAGUACGUGACUGCUUCAGGGGCCUGACCUGGAGAAACAGCGGGCUGAGCUGUGCAGUAUGUACAUACCUGGAAAUAAAGUGGUUCCCAGCUGAGGUGGUGCCUUGGGCAGCCUUCUGCUCUUGCCUGACGUUACACUCGGGUGCACUGCGCCGCUGCCCCAGCUGCGGACCCCAGCGCCUGUCCCGGUGUGAUGAGGGCUCGUGGCAUUUCCAUGAGGCGCAGGGGCUGGUGCAUGGUCACCACCAGGACGCAGUAAUGCUGGGUGGUGUAAGCCCUGCCUCUUCCACCGUGAUUGCAGGGCAGAUUGAGGCUCAGGUCCAGCUCUGCCCAAAGCCCGUGCCUAACCCUGUGCCGAAACAUUACCCAAAACACCACGGAGAGCAUGACCAACAGCCCCAAGCUGGCUCCUGUGCCCUGCAGCACCAGGCAACAGGGAGAUAACAACAAUUUGAAAUAUUAUUUAAUUGCACAUAUGUAGCAAUGCACGAAUGCUUCUGAAUGCUCAGGUGUGCAGAGGGCACAGUUGCACUGCCCCCCCGCUGCUGACGGCACUGCUGGUCAAGCCUGGUGCGAGAAGCUGCAAGGCAACGUGUGGCCACCCUGGAACCCGCAAGCUUGGUGGCAGUGCUGCCCCAGUGGGUCUGUGUCUGCACACCAGGGAUGCAGCCCGCCCCCCGUGUCGGCUACAACGCAGGAAAUAACAGAGAAAUCUGUAACUCUGAAACCGCAGCCCAGACUCGGGGACUGGGCCCAGUCUCACGGCAGAUCCCCCUCACGGGUCAGACGUACCUUGGCACAUGGGGAGGACCCAGGACGGAUUCCAUGUGUAACAUGGAAAAAUGUUUUUGGAAUGGGUCCUAAAAUCGGGACAUUCUCAUCCCGUGGGAGAGAGAUGUGGUGACCACAUGCACCUUCUCACCGGCUCUCACCCCCACGGCUCUGCAGCAGGCAUCGCGCACUGAGAACGCCGACUUCUGUCUCUGCUCCCUUUGAAAUGAGGUGCAAAAUGCCAAUUAACUUCCUGGUGUGCCAGGAAGCGUCUCACCUGCCAGGCAGCUCAGCCCAAGCCUGUGUGACCAUGUGUGUUUCAGCGCAGCACUGCACCCACACGUGCCCCGUCGCUACACGAGAACCGCGCCGUGUUCACCUGCAAACUUUUGUCCCACCUUGACGUGACAUUUCAAGCCCUGAGCUCUGCUGAUGGGGAGCUGCCUUGGGUGUGACUGUUCCACCCUUGGGGUCAGAGAUGCAGAGAGAUGAAAAAGCUCUUGGUUUUCAAGUAACUCACAUGUAUUCCCUUCUCCAGCACAGUAAUGGAGGGGCUGGAUCUGACCCCAGACUUCAGAUGAGGGAGCAGAGCAAAGUACUUCACUGAUGUAAAGAAAGGGAAGAACAGAACAGCUGGGCCUCUCACCUGCCCUGAUGAACACACACCAAAAUGAACUCUUCUAAUCAAGCACUGAUUUCUGCUCCCGUAAAGACAAACCGUGAUGCUAAAGCAGAGCUGAAAGGAAAGAGGCAACACACCAAACUCCAGCUUCUGCCUUCACCUGAACAUGCCUUCACUGAUGGCAUCAGCGCAACUUACUGAACAGAGCCCAGUUUUUCACCCAUUUGAGUGCUUAAAUCCGAGUCCUCCCCAGAAGUACCAGUAUAACUAAAGGGCUAAUUUCCUACAGGUUUAGUCACGGCACAGUCCUGCACUGCUGCUCUCAGGACACUCAAGGACUGCCCACUGAAAUCUGAGAACGCUGGCGCAGCUGAAAUACCAAGUGGUGCUGCACUGAAGGUGGUCUUUGAGGACCCUUUCACUAGUUUCCCAGUUUUAGCUUCACUGCUUUAGUCUAACUGGUGCUGCUCUUUGUGGACACAAGCCCUUGAUUAAGUAAAGGAUAUGUUUAGGAUAAGUAGA